UUUACACUUUACACACCUCCCUUGGCCUUCCAACUCUCCUGCAACUUGCAAAUCCUAAGCAAAUAAACUUAAACUAAUAAUUCAAUAACCAUAGCAUUUGUUAUUUACAUACAAACGCUUACGCUCACAAAUUACUGGAAUACGAGAUCCGAUCCGAUCCAAUCUUUGUUCAUGAGCUCGAAUUCAUCCAGCCCCGGCAAUUCCCCCUCGCCGGGAUCAUCGGAGAAGGGGAACUCUGCCUCGGCAUCUACCAACAAGCAGAAGGAGAAGGCUAGAGUGAGCAGGACGUCACUUAUACUCUGGCACGCUCAUCAAAACGACAGCGCUGCUGUCCGCAAGCUUCUCGAAGAAGAUCGAUCUUUGGUUCAGGCAAGGGACUACGAUAAUCGGACUCCGCUUCAUGUAGCCUCACUCCAUGGCUGGAUCGAUGUCGCCAAAACCUUGAUCGAGUUUGGUGCUGACGUCAACGCCCAGGAUCGCUGGAAAAAUACUCCUCUAGCUGAUGCAGAAGGAGCUAAGAAAUACAACAUGGUUGAGCUUUUAAAGUCUUAUGGUGGCUUAUCUUUUGGUCAAACUGGAAGUCACUUUGAACCAAAGCCUGUCCCUCCCCCACUUCCAAAUAAGUGUGAUUGGGAAAUUGAGCCUUCAGAGCUGGACUUCUCAAACUCAGCAAUUAUUGGCAAGGGAUCUUUUGGUGAGAUUUUAAAAGCCUGUUGGCGAGGAACACCAGUUGCUAUCAAACGUAUACUUCCAUCACUUUCAGAUGAUAGAUUGGUGAUUCAGGACUUCAGGCAUGAGGUUAAUUUGCUAGUGAAACUUCGCCAUCCUAAUAUAGUCCAAUUUUUGGGAGCUGUCACCGAGAAGAAGCCCCUUAUGUUAAUUACCGAGUUUUUACGAGGGGGUGAUCUCCAUAAGUACCUCAAGGAAAAGGGUGCACUCAGUCCCUCAACAGCCGUUAACUUUGCAAUGGACAUUGCCAGAGGAAUGGCUUAUCUUCACAAUGAGCCGAAUGUCAUAAUUCAUCGAGACCUGAAGCCAAGGAAUGUUCUUUUGGUCAACUCAAGCGCAGACCACUUGAAAGUUGGAGACUUUGGACUAAGCAAGCUCAUCAAGGUUCAAAAUUCUCAUGAUGUGUACAAAAUGACGGGGGAGACUGGAAGUUACCGGUAUAUGGCUCCUGAGGUCUUCAAGCAUCGAAAAUACGAUAAGAAGGUUGAUGUUUUCUCUUUUGGAAUGAUUCUCUAUGAGAUGCUUGAAGGAGAACCACCGCUUUCACAUUUUGAGCCAUAUGAAGCAGCCAAAUAUGUGGCAGAGGGACGCAGGCCUAUUUGUCGUGCUAAAGGAUAUAUCCCUGAACUGAGAGACUUAACGGAGAGGUGCUGGGAUGCCGACAUGAAUUUAAGACCUUCAUUCUUGGAAAUUCUGAAAAAGCUUGAAAAGAUCAAGGAAACUUUACCAACAGAUCAUCAUUGGAGCUUAUUUAAUCCAUAGGAUUCAAGAGCAAGUACAUGGUAGAUGCUAUAUAUGCCAUUUCUGCUUGUCACUUCGUACAUCCAAAUGCAUAGAUGGUGUUGUGAAUAGAUUCAAUUGAGGAAGAUUUGUGAGAGUUACUUCUUUGACUACUUUUCCGCAGUUCUAUUCAAAUUUCAAUUUCAAAUGGCUUAACUGAUUGUUCAUUAAGUUUUACAGUUUCUAUAUUUCAUUAGUCUUUUAUGUGGACAGUGAACCAGCGAUGGAGUUUCAUCCAUCUCAGAUUAUAAUUUUUAAUCGGCUAUAUUUUUCCUUUAAAUCUAUCAAUUGUAAUUUAUUCUGGUCCCAAGUGAUCAUGAGAAUUGAGAGUAGGCAAAUAUACUGACAUUUGCUCU
Pistacia vera is the source of this 1865-nucleotide messenger RNA. Its product is annotated as integrin-linked protein kinase 1. Gene Ontology annotation, biological process: protein phosphorylation. The coding region runs from base 172 to 1491 and encodes 439 amino acids. The transcript is spliced from 11 exons. The record is from RefSeq and is a predicted model, not a curated record. Lineage: Eukaryota; Viridiplantae; Streptophyta; Magnoliopsida; Sapindales; Anacardiaceae. Gene Ontology annotation, molecular function: protein kinase activity; ATP binding; protein binding.